UUAAUCACCCAAAAAGUAAAUAAUAAGAAAGAGCUAGGGAUCUCGAUCUCAAUCUUGUUCUCUCCGGCGACAACCUCGGAUUGUUUCCGGUGAGAUCCCGACCCGAUUCGAUCCAUAGAAUCUUACAGACCCUGACCCCAAUAUCCAUGGCUCCCGUUUCAGCUCUAGCCAAAUACAAGUUGGUUUUCUUAGGGGAUCAGUCUGUUGGGAAAACCAGUAUCAUCACUGGCUUCAUGUUCGAUAAAUUCGAUAACACCUACCAGGCUACUUCCUAUCCAAAACAAUGUAUCUCGAGGAUCGAACUGUUCGAUUGCAGCUAUGGGAUACUGCAGGACAGUAAAGGUUCAGGAGUCUUAUUCCAAGUUACAUUAGGGAUUCCUCCGUGGCUGUUAUUGUCUAUGAUGUUGCAAGUAUGUCACCAGUUUCACUCUGUACUCCUGCUUUUUAAUCUUUCUAUCUCAUUUGUUUGCUUGUUCAGAUAUGUUUUAUGCAUGUUUAUAUGGGCAGUAUGUUUCCAAUUUGUGAAAUGCAAUCUUGCAUAUUCGUUUUCCUACUUUAUUUGUUAUUCAUUUGCUUAGUAAAAACGGCUGAAG
Hibiscus syriacus is the source of this 593-nucleotide messenger RNA. RefSeq lists its product as uncharacterized. The transcript is spliced from 3 exons. The coding region runs from base 147 to 578 and encodes 143 amino acids. The record is from RefSeq and is a predicted model, not a curated record. NCBI's taxonomy places the organism in Eukaryota, Viridiplantae, Streptophyta, Magnoliopsida, Malvales, Malvaceae.